Messenger RNA from Penicillium soppii, 378 nucleotides. Its product is annotated as ankyrin repeat domain-containing protein. The record is from RefSeq and is a predicted model, not a curated record. The transcript has 2 exons. Gene Ontology annotation, molecular function: protein binding. Lineage: Eukaryota; Fungi; Ascomycota; Eurotiomycetes; Eurotiales; Aspergillaceae. Bases 1 to 378 code for a protein of 125 amino acids.
AUGGAGGAGAAGAACUUGCUCACAGCACUUGUUAUUCUCACCCGUCUACCAUCUAGGAUAGAUAGCAAAACGAAAGGAGAAGCCCGUUGCAUGGCGACGAGUUUAGACGAUGAGAAUAGACAUGAGGCCGUUAUCAAUCGACUUCUCUACGCCAGGGUGGACCCGGACGCGAAGGAUGACAAUGGGCGCACGCCACUAGGAUGGGCCGCGGAGGUCAGGCAUGAGGUGAUUUUUAAAUAUCUUCUCGAAACCGGGGUCGAUCCGGACGCGAAGGAUGACGAUGGGCACACGCCGCUGUGGAGGGUGGAACUAAUGGGGCACAAAAGCAUCAUGAACCUAGUGCUGGAAGCAAUGAAGCAGAAAACUCCGGAUUGCUAG